Molecule: messenger RNA, 348 nt
Organism: Symbiodinium sp. CCMP2456
Lineage: Eukaryota; Dinophyceae; Suessiales; Symbiodiniaceae
Source: the annotation of a GenBank genome assembly
GCUCCGGUGAGCUCAGACCUCGGCUUCGUGAAGCAGAACUACAUUUCCUCAAGUGGUACGAAGACAAACCAAUUCGGAUCCACAACCGGGCCCGAUAUCUUCUACCAGGGUUCGCCGUGUCCACAAGCACCACAAGAUCGCCCCGUGGGCUGCUUUCCCGAUAAUCCGGGCAACGUGGCUGGCUGCAAUGCGACCAACUGGGACUCUCGCCCCAGCUCGGCCUGCUACAAAGCGGACGGCCUCAAUGUUCUGGAUAUUUGGCUCAGGAACAGGGCAUGCCGAGCAGGUAUCUUUUUCACUCUCACCGACGUGCAGGUGACAUUGGACGGAGUGACAACUAACCUAACG